Tuber melanosporum (Perigord truffle) is the source of this 1169-nucleotide messenger RNA. RefSeq lists its product as uncharacterized. Lineage: Eukaryota; Fungi; Ascomycota; Pezizomycetes; Pezizales; Tuberaceae. Bases 326 to 1015 code for a protein of 229 amino acids. The transcript has a single exon. The record is from RefSeq and is a predicted model, not a curated record.
CCUCCUACAUCCACCACAGUUCCAUCCACGUUGAGCCCCUCUUUCGCUAUUAAUCGUUUUUUUCUAGACUGCCUUAGUUUUCACGAUCCCUCUGGGAUUUAGUACCAUCAUCACCAUCAUUGAAAUCGCACCUAACCUCCAUUUCCCUACCAAAACUACAGCGUACAAUGCCGCCCAUCAGAGUAGCAAUUAUCGUGUAAUUUGUCCCUCCCUCUUGAUAUCCGACCCCACAUCGGUCCAAGUUUCUGAGCAUGAACAAUUCUUCCUUCUUUUCGUCCCAAGACAAGGAAAGAUAAAGCACCUCGCUAACGACAUUUUCGUCGAUAUGUCCUCGUGCAGUUUUGACAACGUCGAAAUCCUCGACUUUGCUGGGCCCAUGGAGGUUUUCACGAUUGCUGCCAAAACACCCUUCCCGCAAGGGGCGCCGUAUCGAGCCCUCCCGCCGGGAUCUGAAAGAACGACCUUUGAUGUGGCUAUCCUGUCACAAACCCAGACCAUCAGGACUUCUCACGGCAGAGGUUGCGUUAUCGAGCGGGAUAUAGACCUAUUCUCACAGGAAGGUCAGGACGACAAAUGGGAUGUCGUUGUCAUACCCGGAGGUGUGGGUACUAGGGAGCAGAUGGAGAAUCUCCAUCUUCUGGACUGGAUUUCCAGAUUUGCUAGAAGAAAUCGUGGGAAGCGCAAGACGAUAUUGUCUGUUUGCACAGGCACCCUACUUCUUGCCAAGGCUGCCAUCUUGGACGGUAUGAAGGUGACAACCCAUUAUAGUGCUCGGGAGACGUUACAGAGCAUCAUCAAGGAGGGCGGCGGAAUGGCAGAGGUUGUGGAAGAUAGGGUGGUCGCUGAAGUUCUUAGAGGGAGUGGGGGUGAGGAUCUGGGAGUCGAUGUGGUCACCAGUGGAGGUGUUAGCAGUGGGAUCGACGGUGCUUUGUAUGUUGUCAAGAAGCUUGUUGGGUUGGAUGUUGCGAGAGGGGCGGCUGAGUGGAUUGAGUAUAAUUGGAAUGAUGCUUAUUGAGGCCUGAAGGAGGGGUAUUAUGGUACGAGUUUGAAGUGGGGUGGGGGAGGGGUUUAGAAUGCAAAAAAGUCCUCUUAGGUGUUAGGGUAUGGUUGUUUAGGAUUAUUAGGAAAAGAAUGAGAUUGGGAAAGGGUGAGCUAUAUAAAUCCAAAAU